Molecule: messenger RNA, 828 nt
Organism: Epinephelus lanceolatus (giant grouper)
Lineage: Eukaryota; Metazoa; Chordata; Actinopteri; Perciformes; Serranidae
Source: RefSeq, a predicted model, not a curated record
CCACAAUUUUGAAACAACGAAGAAGAAGAACAGCUUUGUGUAUUUCCGGUUAGAUAAGAUGGCUCAGGGCUCGAAGAAGUUUAAAGCUCAGCGGCCUGGAGCCCCUAAAAAACACCAACAAAACAAGCAGAAAGGACCGAAGAAAGGAGGGAGGAUCAUUGCACCUAAGAAGGCUCAAGUGGUUCAGCAGCAGAAGCUGAAGAAGGGUCUAGAGGUUGCCAUCAGGAACAAGAUUGAGCAGGAGGUGACGCAGAAGGCAAGCUCGUCCCUUCACAAGCCACUGAGUGUGGUUAAAGGGGCUGAAGGUAAAGGCAACCCAGGAGCAGCCCGUCCAGGAACCAGCUCCAAUUAGGACAUGAUGCACAGACCUGAGGCUGAGCGUGCUAAACUCAAGGACUUAGUCACAGGGUCAAUGAACGACAUUGAUCCUGUGACUCAGAUUUAAGAUACACGCCAGCUGUCCUGUGGCUUUUGAUUCCUGAAUAUUUCAGCCGACUUCAGACAUGUAGAAGUAGUCAGAACCCUUCUUGUACAGAUGUAUGUUAGUAGUUUUACAGUUUACAAAUGAAUGUAUAAAAUAAGAGACGUGCUAGAUGUGAUGUGUGUCACAGGGUCAUGGGAAUUAUAUACACCUCCACUAGGGGGCACCACAGGACUGUAUUGACUCUCAUGGAGUUUCAGAUUUGUUUGCUUGUUUCUCAUUGUAAAAAUCCUGAUUGAAAACAGAACAUAAGAAACCAUGAUUUUAUGACCUUUGGGUUGUUCUAUUGUAUGAUUGUACAGAAAACAACGAAUAAUCAGAGUAAAAAAAUGUGAGUCUUAAACCUG